Mucor mucedo is the source of this 1674-nucleotide messenger RNA. Its product is annotated as peptidase S8/S53 domain-containing protein. Gene Ontology annotation, biological process: proteolysis. Lineage: Eukaryota; Fungi; Mucoromycota; Mucoromycetes; Mucorales; Mucoraceae. Gene Ontology annotation, molecular function: serine-type endopeptidase activity. The record is from RefSeq and is a predicted model, not a curated record. The coding region runs from base 75 to 1556 and encodes 493 amino acids. The transcript is spliced from 2 exons.
AUCCAACCAACCCUAUCCUUUUCUUACCCAACCAACUACCCUUUCCUUUUUUUGAAAAUAAAUCUUUCUUAACAAUGGUCGCUAAAACAUUUAUCCUCUUUGCCAUCUCAUGUGUCACCGCUGUUGCCUCUGCCAGUGAUAUCUUCUCUACCUUGGACACCACCUUAAAGCAAGGAAACGGUAACUUCAUCAUUCAAUUGAGUGAUGCUACCUGUAUCAAGGAUUUUGUUCCCAAAUUCAUUGACAACGCUCUCGAUGUCUACACUCAAGCCGCUGGUGCCGGUCAAGUAGCCAAGAGAAAUAACAACAAGAUUGUUCGUCGUGAUACUGAUGCCGAGCAAGUCCACGUCUUUGAUGCUUAUGACUUUGGAUCUCAGUUCAAGGCUAUCACUGUCAAGUUUGAAGAUCUUGAUCUCGUCAAGGCCUUACUGGAAACCUUCGAUACUGAAAUCAUCAAGAUCAUCCCUGAUAUGGAUAUCAAGUUCGAUUUACCCACCCUUGCUGUUCGUGGUUCCAACAAAUACCACGCCAAGAGAGCUACUGCUCAACGUGCUGGUAAUUUCCACUUUGACAGCUACAAGCAUGAUGCCAACUGUCCUCAUGCUCAUGAUGAUGAAGAAAUUGUUGAGAAAAGAGCUGUCAGCGUUCCUUCCAAUGCUACUGCAUCUGCCACCUACGUCUCUCAAACCGGUGCCCAAUGGAAUUUGGCCCGUAUCUCUGAAAGAAGUCUUGAUUUAACCAAGCCUUACAUCUACGACUCCACUGCUGGUUCCGCUGCUUACGUCUACAUUGUUGAUGAUGGUUUGAACACUGCUCACAACGAAUUCGAAGGUCGUGCUACCUGGGGUUUCUCUGCCUACACCGGACAAACCAAGCUUGGUACAGGUCACGGUACUCACGUUGGUGGUAUUGUUGGUGGUAAGACUUAUGGUGUUGCCAAGAAGACCAACUUGAUUGGUGUCAAGGUUCUCGAUGACACAGGAAGUGGUGCUAUCUCUGCCAUUUUGGCCGGUCUCCAAUUCGUUACUAAUGAUGCCAAGAAACACGUCGGUAAGAACAUUAUCAACAUGUCUCUUGGUUUGGAUACCAACGGUGCUACCAACCCUACCUACGAUUCCUUCAACACUGCCAUCACUGCCGUUGUCAACGGUGGUAUUCCUCUCAUUGCUGCUGCUGGUAACGCUGGUCUCACUACCUGUCAAGCUUUGCCUGCCGGUAACCCUAAUGUCUAUGCUGUUGCCGCCACUGAUAAGACCGAUACUCAAGCUUCUUACUCUAACUGGGGUUCUUGUACUCAAAUCUACGCUCCCGGUUCCAGCAUUCUCAGUUCUUACAUCUCUGGUGUCUCUUCUACCGCUACUCUUUCCGGUACCUCUAUGGCCUCUCCUCAUGUUGCUGGUGUUGCCGCCCUCUUGAUCAACUCAUUAUCCAACCCUUCUCCUGCUCAAGUUUAUGCCAAGCUCAGCUCUCUUGGCACCACCGGUAAGGUUAAGUCUGUUUCCAGUGGUACCCCUAACGUCCUCUUGUUCAACGGUCAAACUCAAACCACCAACUAAAUAAUUUGAUAUAAUUUAACUUUCUAUAUUAAAUAUCUAUCAAACAAAUAUUUUUUUUUUAAUAACAAUAAAAAAACCCUUUUUUAGUUUUUCAUCUGAAAAAUUAAAGGAAAAAAAA